GAAACUAUCAGAAACAGAUCCACUAUUUUACAAAACAGUUUUUCAAAUAUUAUUCUUAAACUAUGGAUGGUGUUUGUUUAUGAUCAUCAAUAGGUAAAGAUGUCAGCUUAUGCGCAUCAGAUGGAGAGGGAACUCUCAGGUCUCACCAGCCGAGGCAACUCCGAGAUGGGAAGUAGGUUUUCGAUAGACUCUGGAUGUUACAUGACAUCUCUGGCAGCUACCAUCUUCAUUGCUUCUCUUGUGACAUUCGGUGUGUUGAUGCUUACACUUCUUAUAGCUAUAUCAACCAUGUUACAAAGCUGCGAAAACAAAAGUUCUGGAAUCAUUCAGGUUCAAAGACUUGUUGAUGAUGAGAGUUUGAGUUACUGCAGAAUCUUGUCUCUACACUCUAAGCUCAAUAGUUUGGAUGAUGAUGAAGAGAGUAGUAUUGAGUUACCGUUGUUAUGCAGAGACAUUGGUUUACAAAGAAUCAAAGAAGGAGUAUACUUGAGAGAGUUGAACUUCACUAUCCAAAUGGUUCUCACUUACUUCAAGACCAUCAAACCGAGGAAUGAUCACAUGGAUGUUGUUGUGGUCGAUGUUGAUGACAUCAAUCUGAUAGAACAAGAGAGUUACAUUGAAGAAGCAAAGCAUCAGAGAAGCAAACUAACACUUGAACUAUACUCUAAGCUAAGAUCACAAGGCUAUUCAAUGGUUCUCUUAUCAAGAAGACCCGAUACAGAGAGAAACUCCACCACCAAUAAGUUAAAAUCUAGAGGAUAUAGCGACUGGUCCGGUUUGAUCAUGAGGGAAGAUACAAGACAGAAGGAAGAGUUAGAAAGAGACAACCGCAUAGUUGGAGUCAUUGGUAAUCAUAUGGAUGUGUUAACAGGCCAGUGGAACUGGCAAAGCAAGCGUCUAUUCAAGCUUCCAAGUCUUACCUAUAAUGAUAUCUUUGGAGUACAGUGAAAGAUGUUGAGACCAUGGACUCUACUUUUCAAAUUUCAAAUGUGCAUAGGUUUUCAAGAGUUUCUGUGAUAUAGUUACAUAUACCAUUCAAAGAUAAAGUACAUAAUGUAAGAUUGAUCACAUUCAUGGUACCAUUUGUGAUAUAUAGUUUGGGUACCAUUUCAAAGAUAAGGUACAAUAGUGUUGUUUUAAAAGCUGCAUAGUUGUUAGAAUCACAACAAGAACAAACUCAGUAGAGUAAAAGUAACACAAUCACAGACACAAAGUAAAAAACACUCUGAAACCAGUUUUGGUAGAAACAACUUUCCAAUUUAAGAUUCAGGGACGGCUUCAACAGCAGCAGCAGCAGCAGCAGCUGUGGCGGCAGCAGCGUCGCGUUUGAUGGAAGCAGAUUUGAUGAGAUGAUUGUAACUUCCUUUCUCCUUGAAAAGCUGAGCGAAAUGGUGUUUACAGUACAGAAUGCCUUCAAGAGCUGCGUAGUUGGAUGGAGAGAUUGGACAGCCUCCAUGUGAACACUUGAAGCAAGACUUAUGGUAACACUGGCUCUCCACAGUUACCUUUUCGAUAGGGUACACGGUUUUACUGCAAGUAGCGCAUUUAUCUUGUGUUCCAGAGAACAUUCCAGCAAGUUUGCUAGGUGUCUUUGUCUGAAAACAACCACGAAGAGAUCAUGUAUACUAUAUAAGAACAUGGGGAGCAUUGUUUAAGAGAGAUAUUUACCA
Molecule: messenger RNA, 1670 nt
Organism: Eruca vesicaria subsp. sativa (arugula)
Lineage: Eukaryota; Viridiplantae; Streptophyta; Magnoliopsida; Brassicales; Brassicaceae
Source: the annotation of a GenBank genome assembly